AUGUCUGUGGAAGGCUAUUCGAACCACAGUGCUCGACAGCAUUGUCUGAUAGAUAUGACCGUGGUCUGGAACUCAUUUCUAUCAACUUUCAGGGUGACACUCAGGUGCAUCUACUGCCUGAGCCUGGCACUACCACUCAGUGCAGAGCACAAGACCUACCCAAAACCACCUGCCACGGUUCAAGUCCCUCCACACAUUGUCUUUGUGAUGGUGGAUGAUCAGGGCUACAGUGAUGUGGGCUACCAUGGCUCGGAUAUCCACACGCCAGUACUGGACCAGCUGGCUGCUGAAGGGGUGAAGCUGGAGAACUACUACGUCCAGCCAAUCUGCUCACCCUCUCGUAGCCAGCUCAUGACCGGACGGUAUCAAAUUCACACGGGCCUUCAGCACUCCAUCAUCCGCUCUCGCCAGCCUCUGUGUCUGCCCCUCGACAUGCCCACACUUCCCGAAAGGCUGCGUCAGGCUGGCUACAGCACCCACAUGGUGGGAAAGUGGCACCUGGGCUUCUGCCAGCCUGAGUGUCUGCCCACUAGCCGAGGAUUUCAGAGCUUUCUGGGUUCACUGACUGGUAGUGGAGAUCAUUUUAACUUCCAGAGCUGUGAUGGAGCAGAGACCUGUGGCUUUGACCUGCAUGAUGGUGAACGGCCAGCCUGGGAGUUGAGGGGGAACUACUCCACAUGGCUGUAUGCACAGAGGGUGAAGAAAAUCUUGCGGACUCACGACCGGCGGAAGCCUCUGUUCCUGUAUGUGGCACUCCAGGCUGCUCACACUCCUUUACAAGCUCCUGCUCAUCUCCUCCAGCGUUAUGCUUCUCUUGGGAAUCAGCCAAGGCGCCAUUACGCCGCCAUGCUGAGUGGUGUGGACGAGGCUGUGGGCGAGAUUGUGGCGGAGAUGCGUAAUCGAGGCUACUAUCACAACUCCGUGCUGAUCUACUCUUCAGAUAAUGGAGGCCAGCCUCUGUCAGGUGGCUGCAAUUGGCCCCUGCGUGGAGGGAAGGGCUCCUACUGGGAGGGAGGAGUGCGAGCAGUGGGCUUCGUUCACAGCCCUCUGCUGAAGUUGAAGAGGAAGAUCAGUCAUGCUUUAAUACACGUCUCAGAUUGGUACCCGACCUUGCUAUAUCUGGCAGGAUCGCCCGAGCCAAACUCUCAGCGCUUAGACGGGUGUAAUGUGUGGGGGGCCAUCAGUCAGGGUCUACCUUGCCCUCGUACUGAAAUCCUGUUUAACAUUGACCCUAUGUCGCGGCGGCAUGGAGAGCACGAUCGCAGGCUGUUGAUGGUAAAUGGCUUUGGGAUCUGGGACACAGGAGUGCGUGCAGCAAUUCGAGUGGGUGACUGGAAACUCCUGACAGGGAAUGUAGGAGAUGGGGACUGGUUCCCCCCACAGAUCUUGCCUGGAGCUCCACAGCAGAGGCAGGACAUGGAGAAGAGACAGGACCAGCGUGGGAAGUCUGUGUGGCUCUUCAACAUCAGCGCUGACCCUUUUGAGAGGCGUGAUCUGACACAAGCGAGGCCUGAGGUGGUAAAGCUUCUGCUCUCAAGGAUUGCGGAGUAUAACCGCACUUCUGUGCCUCCAAAAAACCCACCAGAUGAUCCGAUGGCUGACCCCCAGCUCCAUGGAGGCGUGUGGAUGCCAUGGCUGGUUAAGAAAGAAGGAGAAGAUGCAGAUAGAAGAGGAGCGACAGAUAAACGCAACUGGAAGCUUCGAUUCAAAACCUGCAAAGUGUGCAAACUGAGAGCUCUGUUUAGAAAGGUGGGCACACGCCUACAAAGAGCAGCUUUAUACUUUUAGGCAAAAAUAGAUGGAGAGAAAUGGAGACACAAAUCUUCCAAGCUGGCUGUUGGCUCUUGCUUGGCUACUGUUUUUUUCCAGUCCCUGCUGAAGAGCAGCGUGUACCGAGCUCACAGGGAGGUGUAAGAGUUUGUU
Neoarius graeffei (lesser salmon catfish) is the source of this 1923-nucleotide messenger RNA. RefSeq names its product arylsulfatase I. Bases 1 to 1788 code for a protein of 595 amino acids. NCBI's taxonomy places the organism in Eukaryota, Metazoa, Chordata, Actinopteri, Siluriformes, Ariidae. The transcript has 4 exons. The record is from RefSeq and is a predicted model, not a curated record.